Molecule: messenger RNA, 3207 nt
Organism: Apis florea (little honeybee)
Lineage: Eukaryota; Metazoa; Arthropoda; Insecta; Hymenoptera; Apidae
Gene: dan
Product: protein distal antenna
Molecular function (GO): DNA binding
Source: RefSeq, a predicted model, not a curated record
ACCACCACCGCAGUUGAGCGUGACGAUUCGUCGCGAGAGCAUCGUGCGUUGCUGCUUCUCGCGACAAUCCACGUGCGUUUGUCCACGUGCGCUCUCGUGUGUAACGUAGUGUACCGUGCGCACACAUCGAAACAGUUAGCUGUGAGCUGUGGAACUGUGUAGAUCGUCAACGAUCACUACACAUAGGCGGUCGACAGGCGAAGAGCGACGCGACGCGACGCGCGCCCCUAAAAGCAGUUAUACGCGAGGUAGCCAGCGACGAUAGACGCAGCGCACAUACAGCGACGGUUCAGUCGAGGUCGAUCCACCGUCAGGUGAUGAUCGUCGGUGGUCACGGUCUUUCAUGCGACUAUUAUUGGGUGAUAUAUUCUAUCGGUGAAUCUUGGGAAUUGAACGCGAGGCGCGCCAGUGUGCUAUCUGUUUUGCAAUCUGUAGAACACGCGUCAUUAAAAUAUAGUUCAGGAAUUAUUUGAAAUUUUCUUGGAUCUUUUCAUCGAUCUUGUUGAUCGUUCACUUCAAGUGAAGAAAAGAAAGUGAAUUAUAAGAACACAGUGGAAAUUGAUAAGUGUGUUAGCGUGAGGCUUCUUAUGUGCCACGCUUAGCACGAUUUAUUGAGUGUUUUCAAGAGGACGAAAUGCGAUUGAGAAGUCGCGCGAAAUACGCUGAAGAUUAUUCUACGAAUUCGAACGCUGUGUUUUCGUGGUGCGAGUAACAUCGCGUGGAAAACAUCGAAUAUUUAUCCAUUAUCGAUUAUUUAUCGAACGGAAAUCAAGAACGACAAUUGACUGAGUGAAAUUUCGGCAAAUCGUCGAAAAUUUCACUGUGUUUUUGCAGAAUUAAUAAAAGGAUUUACGGUGUGAAAAAAUAAUUUUCAACCUGGAUCUAAGGACGACAAAUCUGAGCAUUUACGUGGGCGACCCUGCUCGGGUGUUAGACGUUCGCGAAAAAUUGCGUGGUAGGGAUCGCAAAGUUAGCAAAAUAGAUCCUAAAGUGAUUGACGAAGGCAUCACGACGACGGAGGACGGCGGUUACGAGGAUCGUUUGCGGGAAGGCGCGAAAGAUAGUCGUCUCGCUGGAAUGAGGGGCGAGUCGGCGCGUCCUGGUAAGCGUCCUUUAAGGGCGCUUUCCGCUUCUGAAAAGAUGGAUGCGAUACAGAGAGUUCACGAAGGAGAGAGUAAAGCAUCGGUCGCUCGAGAUAUUGGAGUGCCAGAAUCGACAUUGCGUGGAUGGUGCAAAUCCGAACACAAGAUCAGGGGCAUGGCAAGGAAUUCAUCAACACCGGAUAGCGAGGCCCACUCACCUGCUUCGUCUUCUGGUGCGAAUGUUGCAGCUGGUAAUUUGGCCGGUGGAUCGGCGAAUCUGUCAAGCGAGGAUGAGGGUCCUUGCGUGAAGAAAUCAAAAAUAGAUCAACAAACGUCGGUAAAUAGCGCGGGCACGUCGUUUGUCGGUAGUGAUGUUUGCGCCGAUACGGAUGGUAAACAGGACAACAAGCCGAAGAUCGAUUAUGUAGGAUUGAUGACCAGCAUGGCGGGCAUGAGACCCGAAAAUAGUUCACUUCUUCUGCAACAGCUGGGCCUGUUGUCCGGCGCCACCGGUACGCUUGCCAAGAAUUUGUUGAGCAUGUCACCGGCUUUAUCACACGGCAGCACCGUCGGUCUCGUCGAGAACGGUCUUCAGUAUACAAAGAACACUGCAAACGCGUGUAUUACGAACUUGAACAGUUUGAAUAGUAGUAACAAGAGGCAUAGUAUUUCGGCGAUUGCGCCAACACAAAUGGAUUCUGUAGUCGCAAAAUCGUGCAGCACACGAAAGAGUCUGCCACCUGCAGCGGAAGCGCCAUCGACUCCGGUUCCCGCGUCCCCUAGAAAAACGAACGAGAACAACAGUAUUCAAAGAUCAACGAACAAGCCUAAAAAGGACAGCAAUGUGAACAGCGGCAACAAGAAGGUGGACGAGGCGUUAUGGCUAUGGCUGACGCAGCAGCAACAGCUGCUCGGUCAACAGUCGGCGAGUUUCAACCCGAGCAUCAAUCAGCAGGAUGGCUCAUGGUUCUGGCAAUGGUACAAGCAGUGUAGCUUCCCACUGAUAACACCGACGCCGCUAGCGCCUAGUCCGGUGGCUAAGAAAUCGCCGAGCAAAGCAAGAGCCAUGCUUGACAACGUGCUUUGCAAUAAUAAUAACGAGAAUGUGAAACGAAGUUUAACCAUGGACGAGGAAUCCGCUACUGCAGCGGAAGACAUCGAGUCAACCGACGUGCCGAGUAGUACAGAAGAAGCGAUCGAACACGGCGAGAAGUUUUUCAAAUGGUUGGACAAAUGUUCUGAACCAGCGGUCACAAGGCUUCAAAUCAUACAAUUCAAAUAUCUAUUGGACAAUUUGAAAGCGUGUAGGAAGAAGUCGACUAGCUUGAAACAAAGUAGAAAGUAGGCGAGGAGAGAAGAGACAAGCUGUGAUGCUAAAUAUAUAUUCUUAGGAAAGAAGAGUGUAUUAACCGCGACUCAUGAGGUGGAAAAAAAUAGGUAGAAUCGAACAAAGACAAACAAACAAACAAAUGAUGAAAUAAAGAUGGAGAGAAAAUAAGAAAAGUUGACUUGUUGUUUCUCUCCUUAUACUAUUGUACACAAUGUACAAUUUGUUGAUCUCUUAUCGUCGAAUUCCUUCGUGUUCCAUCAAAACUUUUUUUUUUUUUUCCACUUAUUUUUGUUUCUUAUUGUUUCGUUCUUGCCGAUCCAGAGAUUCAUGUCCCUCGUGUUUACGAUUCGCGCGUGUGUGUGAAUGUGUGCGAGAGAAAUACGAAUGAAAAAAAAAUGUGUUGUUCGCCUUUUCCCACCGGAUUCUUUAUUAUAUAUCAUAAUUUAAAUGAAUCAAUGCACAAUUAUGUGUUUUAACCCGCUCCUCGUGUUUUUUUGAAUUUAAUUCGUUCUUUCUUUCUUUUAUUCUUUUUUUGAGUUACCUUAAGACCGAAUCAAAAUAGGUCAUAAUGAUUUUACAUUUUCUUUAUUAAAACCUUGUAUAUAAGUGUAUACCAAAUUCAUGAAUGGACUGUUGUAAUUAAUAAUAAAGGUUAAGAUGUUCGUAGAGAGGUAUUAUUAUCGAUUAUACUUUAUCAUUUGUUAGUAUAAGUGCGUGCGUGUGCGCGCGAUGGGAAAUUUCUUCGCGGUCAGAUAAAAAUAAAAAUAAAAAAAGAUUAUAUAGUCUCGACCGAUA